GCAUUUGACGUCAUUGUGGUCAGCUGACUGAAGCUGCAGCUCCACACUUUGAGGCGAAAUGUAUUUUUAUGUGGUGUUUUCAGGCGUUUUAAAGUAAAAUAACAUCAAGUUUUUCUCGUCAUAUUUUCACAUGUUAUAUGUGAGUCAUGUCGGGGUGAAAACAAUCUCUCUGGACCAAUUAACGUCAUUUUUAUAAACGUUUGUUUGUGUGAAGCUCGGGUCGCAGACAUGAAGUUAAAAACUUUGAGUGUCUUUGUAUUUCUCCUCAACAUCACCGAGACUUCAGCAGCUUCUCAUGUCAUCACUGUUGAUGUGGGGAGAUCAGUAGGAGACCUCAAACACUUUUGGAGAAGCACUGGUUUCUGGUGAGUCAAAGAGGAAGUCCUUUUAUUUCAUCAUGGACACUCAUGUACUGAACACACACACACACACACACACACACACACACACACACAACCACUGACCCACCACUUAGAAUUAUCUACAAUUACCUGCACUUUAUAUCUGUAAACCAACUUAAAACCCUUCAAACCUUAUUUGCACUACUGUAAAUACAUCCAAUAUUGCACUACUUCAUGAUUUAUCUGUCAUAUACUUAUAUUUAUAGUCUGAUUUUAGCCUUUAUAUUUAUAACCAUAUGUAUAAUCUGCUCACAGCCUGUACAUACUUAUAGUUAUAGCACAUUCAUAACAAUGUUGUAUACCCAUGAUAUACUCAUGUAAAUAUCUCCUUCAUACUGUGUACAUUUGUAAAUAUAUUUAUACUUGCUAAGCUCUUCUGGAUGGAUGCAAACUGCAUUUCGUUGCUCUGUACUUGUGACUUAUUCUAUUCGACUUUACUUUAUUCACUUGUUGUUUUUCCAGCAAAUGAAAUAACUCUCUAUUUUUUAUUAUUAUUUUUUAUGUAUCUAAACCGUUUCCAUGAAGUCAGUGGAAAAGCUGAGAUAAUUUAAGUUUAAUUUAAGUAAUUUUAUCAACCUGUAUUUUCCCAAACUUAACUAGAGGUCUGUGUAUUUGUGUGUGUUUGUGUGUUCAGCCCUCCACUCCCUCACACAGACGCCCACCUGUACGACCUGAGCAUCGACCAGCAGCUCAACCUGGCUUAUGUGGGCUCAGUUCCCCAUGGAGGGAUCCAGCAGGUUCGGAUGCACUGGAUGUUGGAGCUGGUUUCUGCACAGUAAGUGAAACCAGAAGGUGAAGACUUCUCCUGCAAAUCUGGAAUCAAAUCCCUGAAGAAACAUGCAGCUUAUUAUCAGGAGUAUCAGGUGCUGGUUUGGAGGUUUUUUUUAACCAUCUUUCUAUUAAUCUUAAACACGCUGAUUAUGUUUUUGCAGAGAUAUUGGAGGAUUAACACAGUAUGACUUUACUAAAUUGGACCAGCUGAUAGAUCUCUUGUGGAUCAACGGACUUCAACCAGGUAUGAUCAUCUAGUACAGAUAUAGACAAACUGAGAACAGCUAUGAAGUGUCAUAGUGCUUUAUAACAGCUGUAAAUCUGCAAACACGACCCAAAGAGGGGCUUCUGUGAGAAUAAAUUAUUAAAAAACUGAGUUUAAUAAAUUAGAAAUUAUGAGUAAUUCAAAUGUAAGUUUGCUGAUCGUGUUUGCCGUGAAUAUCUGAGCCGUAAUAUUUGAUUUCUGCACUUUUCAGGCUUUGAACUGAUGGGCAGCGUCUCCAACUACUUCACUGACUUUGAGGACAAAUCUCAGGUGUUCAAGUGGAGGAAUCUGAUUUAUAUCAUGGCCAAGAGGUACAUCGGUAAGCGGAUCAUCUAAAUUUGUGAUGCCAAAGUGUAACUCCUCCUAAAAAUGUAAAAAUGGUCAAUUUAAAUUUAGCAUAACACCUGAAAAAUUCUAAUAUCUACCAUUUAACUUUAAAGCUUUGUUUGCACCCUAGAAAUAAAAUGUUAUUUGACUCCUGUUCUAUUUAGUUAAAAUGUUAAGUCUUAUUUAUGAUUUGCAGACAAAUACGGCCUGGGAUAUGUUUCUCGGUGGAAUUUUGAAACAUGGAACGAGCCAAACAACCAUGACUUUGAUAAUAUCACCGUGUCAAUUCAAGGUAAGAUUCAGCAUGCUUCACACACGACAAAUUUGUCUUUUCAUUUAUGAGCAGAAAAUGCUGCCAAAUUUGUCUUUUUGUGCAAAAAAUUCUGUUUUUACUCAUUUAUAUUUCCAUAUUUUACAAUGAACUACAAAAAUGUUAAGCAUGUAUACUUAUAGUAAUAACUUUUGCAUAUAGAGAGUAUAAUCAGCUGAUCUCUCUCAUCUGUCUCAUUCACAAACACACAGUCCUACCUACAGAUGAAGAGUCUGCUUUCUGUGGUUGCUCUCACUGUAACAAACUUUUCUUCAGGGUUUCUAAACUACUACGACGCCUGUUCGAACGGUCUGCAUGCCGCCAGCAGUCUCCUGAGGUUUGGGGGUCCAGGAGACCUCUGUGACUCCCCCCCACACUCCCUGUACUGCUGGGCCAUGCUGCAGCAUUGCUACAACGGCACCGACUACUUCACCGGGGAGACGGGGGUCAGGAUCGACUACAUCGCCCUGCACAAGAAGGCAAGAUCUUAAAACAUGGACACAAAGACACAGAAAGUUAAAUGCAGACAGUUUUAAGAUUUUCUCUGGACCUUAUUUCUCCUUUUCUGUGUUGCAGGGUGGAGGCUACUCCUUGCCCAUCCUCCUGCAGGAGAUGCAGACAGUGAAGGAGAUCCAGGAGCGGUUUCCUCGGUUUCAAAGCCUCCCUGUUUACAACGAUGAGGCGGACCCUCUGGUGGGCUGGUCCAGGCCUCAGGAGUGGAGGGCGGAUGUGACCUAUGCUGCGAUGGUGGUGAAGGUGUGGAGUCGUGUUAAUUAUGCAUUUGUUUUAUUUAUUAGCCCUACAUCAGAGCGAGAUUAAGAUUACCUUUCACAUUAAAGGGAUAUCACGGUGUAAAAUUAAGUUAGGGUCAAACACACCGUAACACAGAGUUAGACACCCCCUCCAGAGAUGAAUGUUGCCGACCGCUUGCUUCUCUAGUUAUACCAACUUUAGUAACAACCACAGGAUAGCAAUACACAGCGGUCUACGUCUCCACGCGCAAACCUCAACCAAAACGCCACUCUAUAGCCACAAAUAAUGCUCAGAACAGCACCGAACUUCAUCAACAGGACAUAUCCUGGGUCACAGCCAUAGUACUAGACACCAAACCUCUUUUUAACUUUGACUAAUUUCUUUAGCGACUCACCUACUCUCUUCCAGCAGCCGCUUGUUGGUAGCGAGACCUCAGUCCAGUCCAUUACGGACUACAGCGGGGUGACAUUUAUGAUCAUUUCUUUAUCAUGUCCUUGAAGUAAUAAUCAUCAUAUUAAUCAUUUUGCACUGCAGUUCCUCUGACUUAGCGUCUCGGUCUGAUUGUAUUUCCAUGAAGAAACUUAAUUUUAUGCUGGAAUAUCCCUUUAAAGUCUAGAGCUAGUUUUUAAAGUAAGGUGUUGUUUAAUAGGAGUCACUGAGUUUGAAACAGAAACGUGGCAUUGCUGUCCCCUGCUGCGUUGGAGUGUGAAGAAACUCACCAACUGCUCUAAAUGCAUAUCAACAUAGAAAAAACUCGCCCUUCAAUUUAAGGUGCAGUCAAGAUUUUGCCCCAGCACACUCCUUUCCUUAGACCACCUGAACACCCCUGGGUCAGGUAUUUUGGUGCAAAAUGAAGCAAGAGGGCUCAAUCAUUCCCCUGUUCUCCUCCUCCAACAGGUGAUACACCAACACCAGGAUCUUCUUCUGUCCGAUCCCAACAGCAGCAUCAACUACACCCUGCUGAGCAACGACAACGCCUUCCUCAGCUACCACCCGCACCAGUUCACCCAGCGCACCCUGACGGCCCGCUUCCAGGUCAACAACACCCACCCACCUUACGUGCAGCUGAUCAGGAAGCCUGUUCUCACCGUCAUGGGCCUGCUGGCUUUGCUAGGUGACAUUUCUUUUACUCUAAAACAAUCAGUCUGUGUUUACCUUAGAGGAAGAGUCUUACCAGCCAUGAACCUUCCCGUAAAUACUCUUGUGUAUCCACAGGUAAAUCUCCAGGGUGUUGUCGUGUCCUGUUUUAAUUACCUCUCCUGUGUGUAAUUGUACUUAAAGGGGAGACUCAGGUUCUGGCUCAGGUUUUGAGCUCGUCAGGAACCAACAGCAGCACCGUGGGAGUUCUGGCCAGCAGCCACAGUGCCGUAAUACCGGGCGGCUCAGACAGCUGGCAGACAGCCGUGCUGGUUUACAACAGUGACGACAACAGCUCCUCUGUCAACACAGAUGAUGUCACUGUGUCACUCAAAGGACUGGCCUCACACAAAGGUUGUCGUAAUAGCGUUUAAGAUUAAAUCGAUGACGCUGAGAAUAAGGACCUGACAGUGUUUUUUUAAAUCAGUCUGUUUUCUGUCCAGGUCUUGUUUACGUCACUUAUUAUCUGGACAACAACGUAACAAACCCGUACCUGCUGUGGCAGAACAUGGGCAAACCCGACUUCCCCACGGCUAGGCAGUUCAGACGCCUCAGGAGUGUGCAGGUAAACAUCAGGCAAGGUGUUCACAGCCAUCUCAGCUCAUGCAUUUAAAGUUAUUUUACAACACUUGGUAUUUAAGAAGGCUAUCCUGGAAACAUUUUUAUUAAAACUUUGCAGAAAAAUACACUUUUAUUCAUUUCAUGGUCAGUUUGAGCUCUAGUUUAAGACUUUUGUAAAUCAGGGCUUAAAUUAUGGAGGACGAAAAGAGACAGAAUGAAAUAUAUAAAUACAUCUCUGAAUCAUAACUUAAAUAUGUCAUUAAUUAAUUGCGAAUGGGAUGCAUCAAUCAUUAUUUAGAGUCAAUCCGUCUUGACUUGAUUGGCCGGGGUAACCAAUCAGGUGUUAGGAUCUGCCCACUGACUUUGAUGGGCGAGUUUGACGGAUAAAUAAUCAAUUGAAUAGUGAAAUAACUAUAUAUGUUUUUACAUUGAUUGAAAUGGUAUUUUAAUUAAAUGAAACAUUUAUUUAUUCAUUUCCGAUUUUAAUUAAUUAGUGACAUAUUUAAGUAUUUAUUUAAAGAUGUAUUUAUAUAUUUUAUUCUGUCUCUUUUCGUCCUCCAUAUUAAAUAAGAUGUAAUUGUGAAAUUUAAUCUGUUACUUAGAACUUCUUUCAAUGACAUUAUAGAGAAAAAACAGCAAAUUAAAUAUUCAGAUCUUACAUGUAAAUUUUGAUCUGGAAUUCAACUUCAUAUUAAACUUUAAAACUGACAGGUGUGCCAAAGAGUUCUUCAUUUUCACUCGGUUAAAACAUCCCAAGUUUCAUGCUAAUAGUUCAUAAUUAUUAACAUUUGGAAUAAGAUUCAUGAUUUUAUUAAAGAAGCUUUUUUUUUCCUCCUGACAUGUUUUGAGCCUCUAAUUUCAGCGCUGUUGUUUUAGGACCCUCGAGUUGACGGACCCUGGGAAGUUCCUGCAGGAGACACUCUGACCCUAAAGGCCAAACUUCCUGUACCUUCAGUCCUCCUCAUCCAUGUUUGUGCCAAACCCAGAGCCAUGCCCAACCAGGUCAGUCCAAACGUACGAUGACGUCUGCUUCCCUGUUUGUUUGUGUUUGUUUUUUUCUCCAGUUAAGCAGGUAUUUUGUUUCUAAGAAAGCUGGAGCAACAAAAAAAAGUCCUGAAUUAGUCUGGACUGUGUUCUCCAAAAGAGAUUAUCCUGAACUCUCCUCUGUUUUUAACUUUUGAUAAGGUCAAUGGAUUACGCUUCAUUGGGAUCACCAAAGGCCAAGUCCUGAUCAUCUGGUCGGACCACUGUGUUGAUUCCAAGUUGGUGCAUCAUGGCAUUUCUUGCCAGUUUGUUAUUUUUUUAAUUGGCAUAAGCCUAAACUUAAAGGAGCCGCUCAGUUCUGAGUUUUCCUCUCUUUAUUUUUGCAGAUGCAUCAAAACAUAUGAAGUCGAAUUCUCCAUGGACCGAAAUGAGUUCAGCAGAAUCAACACUCAGGACACGAUUUUCACUUCCUAUGUUUUUUCACCUGGUAAGAAUAUCACUGUUAACUCUUUAGUUUCUUUUUUUUUUUUAAGGUGGCACUGAGCGACAAAUGUUACUCACCUUUUCCCAUUGUGUUUCUGCAGCGGGUCAGGAGGUUGGAGGUCUGUACAGAGUCCGAGCUGUGGACUACUGGGGAAGACCUGGGCUGUACUCGCUGCCGGAGCGGUAUUCAGAGGAGGGCUAGACCGAGGUCGACACAGGCAGCGUUUCAUAUUCAAAUGAAGUGACAUAAUACAUUUUUACAUUUGCCUUUAUUCUCCUUCAUAAUUUCACAGACUCCAAAUCCAACCCGAAGUCUAUUCAACAAUUUGCUUCUUAAAGCUCCUGUCAGGAACUUUCAGUUUGCAUCAGUUUUGGCGCCCCCUGUGGACCAAGUGACACCUCUUAUCUCUUGUCCUGUAUCUGUGAAAAUAGUCAUCCUGUGACAUUUUUCGCUCAUUGUAAGUUUCUGACUGUGUCUCAAUCCUCUGAUCCUCUCCCAGCCGAUUCGGGCGUCAAAAUUUACAGCUGAGAAAUUUUCAGCUUUGUUUCUGACGGUCUCAGCUGAUUAAGAAAGUAAUAAAGAAGCAACAGGUCCAGUUUUAAGCUGCUUAUCAACCAUUUAAAACCUCCUCAGAGUGCGUUUAAGUUGUUCCUUUAAAUCUUUUGAUGUAAUGAAAUACCAGGAAGUUCCUGCUGCCAGUUUCAACCGUGUUUAAUUCAGUUUGUUCUGCAGUCAUUUGAACAAAGCAGUGCUGAAAUAAGGUUGGAGUAAUAGUGCAUUUUGUGUAUUUGUAUGUAACAUGUUAUUGUUUUUAGCUUCAACACAUAGAAACAAUCGUUUUUUAUAACGCAGAAGCAAUCAGAGCAGCAUCGAUGUAAAAUCUGUAACAAUUUGUCCUUUUUUCUAUUUUUAGAUUCUUAAAUUUUGUUCAUUUGUUUUUAAGAGUAAAAGAAGUCAACUCUGAA
Messenger RNA from Xyrichtys novacula (pearly razorfish), 6958 nucleotides. The record is from the annotation of a GenBank genome assembly. Lineage: Eukaryota; Metazoa; Chordata; Actinopteri; Labriformes; Labridae.